Molecule: messenger RNA, 1101 nt
Organism: Tachysurus vachellii
Lineage: Eukaryota; Metazoa; Chordata; Actinopteri; Siluriformes; Bagridae
Gene: stx8
Product: syntaxin 8
Exons: 8
Coding region: 140-850 (236 amino acids)
Biological process (GO): vesicle fusion; intracellular protein transport
Cellular component (GO): SNARE complex; endomembrane system
Molecular function (GO): SNAP receptor activity; SNARE binding
Source: RefSeq, a predicted model, not a curated record
GUGACGUCACAGUAAAUGCGGAAGUAUCCCGUGGCCGAACAGCCUGUUUUGUUGUGUUUGUUAUUAAAGCACAAAUAAAUUCUUUUAUUUCUACAGAUUCGGUUACACACAUGUUUUAGUCUAAAUAAUCACCUGCAACAUGUCACAGGACCUGUGGUUACAGAAUUAUGAUGCCACAUGCAGACUCGCUCAGGAAGUUGCUGAGAACAUUCAGGAGAGGAACCGUCUGCAGAGAACCGGUGGGAACCCGGCCAAGCUGAACAUGUCCCUGCGAGCGUCUCUGCAGAAACUGAAGCAGAACAUCACACAGCUUAGAGAGACACUCGCUCGAGCCUCAUCCCAGCGCCGCAUCAUGCAGAGUGAAGCAGACCGGCGGCAGAAUCUGGUGGACGAUUUGGUGACAAGAGAGAAGCAGCUGUUCAGCUCUUUUAGCCGAGACUCGAGCGCACCGGAACCAUCACGGUCGGCAUUGUUGACAGGAGGAUUUGGGGCGGAGCCUGCACAGAAUCCAUGGCUGGUCACCGAAUCAGAGGAGACAAGAGGAUUAACGUUCAGAGAGAUCAAAGAUCAGCAGCAACGUAUCAUCCAGGCACAGGACGAAGGGCUGGAUGUUUUAGCAGAUGUGAUCAGCAGACAGAAGCGAAUGGGACAGGACAUCGGAAAUGAACUCGAUGAACACAACGAGAUCAUUAGUGACAUCACACAGCUGGUGGACACCACGGACAGCCGCAUCCGCAACGAGACGCGCCGCGUACAACUGGUGGAGACCAAGUCAGCUUCCUGUGGUAUGUUGGUGGUGAUCGUGCUGCUGCUCAUUGCCAUUGUUGUUGUUGCUUCUUGGCCUACAUGAACUGAUGAUGGACACACAGCUGUGAAAUACACACACACACACACACACACACUCUAUUUAAUAAUUUGGCUGUGUUAAUGUUUCGUUUUUUAACGCAGUAUUGAAGUAAAUCACUGUUUCCAAGUGUACGAAAGUAUAAGACACACAAACACACACACACACACACAAACACACACACAGUGCUUUAGACUGUCUCAUUACUGUAAGCAUUUACUAAUCCCACAUUUAUAAUAAACAAACAUUUAACAAUU